AUGAGUCAAGCUGGAGUUGAAGGAUUGGCCGUCGGCCUCAACAAGGGACACUCUGCUACCCAAUUGGAAGCUAAAACUCGUCAAAAUAGACACCGUGGAGUUGCCUCCAAGAAAACCAAGGUAGUUUGUCAAAUGUUUUUACUCGAAAAACUUGAUGUUUUCAGAUCGUCAGAGAACUUGUUCGUGAAAUCACUGGAUUCGCUCCAUACGAACGCAGAGUUCUUGAAAUGCUUCGUAUCUCCAAGGACAAGCGUGCCCUCAAAUUCUUGAAGAGACGCAUCGGAACCCACCUCCGCGCCAAGAGAAAGCGUGAGGAACUCCAAGGAGUCAUCAUCGCUCAACGUAAAGCCCACAAAUAA
Messenger RNA from Caenorhabditis angaria, 359 nucleotides. The record is from the annotation of a GenBank genome assembly. Lineage: Eukaryota; Metazoa; Nematoda; Chromadorea; Rhabditida; Rhabditidae.